This is a messenger RNA of Gryllus bimaculatus (two-spotted cricket), 1650 nucleotides long. The record is from the annotation of a GenBank genome assembly. Lineage: Eukaryota; Metazoa; Arthropoda; Insecta; Orthoptera; Gryllidae.
AUGACAAAAGUAUUCAGUGUGGGUGAUACGGUAUUCGCGAAAGUUCGAGGGUACCCAGCAUGGCCCGCAAGAGUAGAUAAAGUAGUUAGUGGACCGUCAAAUAAAAGUAAGUAUCAUGUAUAUUUUUAUGGAACAUCAGAAACCGCCGUGUGCAAAGUCGAAGAUUUGUUCGAAUUUGAAGAAUACAAAGAAAAGUAUGGAAAACCAAUCAAACGAAAAGGCUUCCUAGAAGCACUUGCUGAAGUUGAAAAUUUAUUACGUAGUAGAGCUGUUAAUCAAAACACACAGAAAAACGAACAUGAGAGCGAUGAUGGAGAGGAUAAAUUGGUUAUUGAUGAAGAACCAGGUACUGCCACAAAGCAUAAUAACGGAAAGAAAACAGGAUUGAAACGAAAACGAGAGAAUGGAGUUGAGCAUACAGAUGAUAAACCUACUGAUGACAGUGAUUCCAAGUCUGCUAAACAUACACCUGUCCCACCACUGAAACGUUGGAAAAGAGGGUCUGUUCCUCAGAGAGAUGCACCUGUUUUAAGUUCAGAUAACAAAACUGUUAAUGGCUCCGCAACCAAGCCAGAAAUAGUCAGUCGAAGUGGGCGAAAAAUCAAGCCUAAAAAGUUUGCUGAUGAAGACAGUGAACCAUCUUCAAGUGCUGAUGGUGACACAGCUCAGAAAUCAAAUGUUGAUUCGACCAAUAAAAAACUUCCGCUGCGAAGGCAGUCAGUGCCCACAACAAGUGUGGAUACUCAAAAACCUGCUCGAUUAAGUGUCAAAACCCCUGCAGCAUUAAAUAAUUCAGUUCAAGAAAAUCGUCCACCUCAAGACGUUGCUAAUGUUCAAGAAAGAAAUGGAUUGUCAGAUGAGGAGAGAAUUAAAAGGGCAAAGCUUACUUGGUUCCGAAUUGAAGCAAGUAUGUUGGAAACAGAAAGUAAACUCAGAAAUUGCCUUGGUAUUGAUAAAGCUAAUUCUACUGAAGGUGUGAAUCUUCUUAAUCAUCUGAGUAAACUUCGGAUUGAGCCACUCAUGCUAAAGAAACAUCCAAAUGUUGUGUAUACUAUUAGAAAACUAAGACGCUAUGUAGGUAAUCCUGGUGCAUGGAACUUAACAGAAGCUGAAGAGAACAAGUUUAAGUCUGAAGCCCUUCAAAUAAGAAACAUGUGUGAUGCUUUGUAUGAUAAAUUCAAAUCUAAGUUUACUAUUCCAGAAGAUUCAAAUUUCAGUGAUGUGUUUGCAGAUGCUGUUGCCACAUUCAGAAAACGGACAGAAUCUUUUAGUGCUGAGAAAGUUUGUGCCUUGACUGUGGAGCCUUCAGCCACAAGAGGCAACUUGUCUGAUACAGGGUCUCGAGCAGAAGCAUCGCUUGAGCCUCAACCUGAAACUGAAUGUGAAGCCACUGAGGCACACAGUUCCAAAGAGAUUCAAAAUCCUCGAGAACUGUCAAGAGCAGGAAUGUCAAUAACUUUACCGUUUGUGACAAUUAAAUCUGAACCUUUGGAUAUUGAUGAACAUCCAAAUGAUUCUACUAGCAGUAUUUUUCCUGCAAAUGGGAAAACUUUACAAGUUGGGAAAUCUGAACCAAAGACUGAAGAGUUCAAAGAUGAAGAUGGAAGUCGUGGAAAUGAACUGACACAAGCUUCUUUGAAGAUUGAAUAA